AUGGAGGCCGAAAAACCCUUUGCAAAAAUAUGCGAGGAGUAUGCGGAGGCUCACGGCCUGAGGGACAUGAUGCAGUCUCUGCUGAAAUUGCUGCUUCAGCAGCAGCCAGAAGACCCGCUGCAGUACCUCAUAGACCACCUAAAACAGCAGCAACUCCUUGAAGCCCAGGAGAUCCAGCCUGAGCAGCGUCAAGAGCAACAGGAAGAGGGGCAACAGCAGACGCAGGAAGAGCAGCAGGGGCAGCGGGAGCAGCAGCAAGUGCGGCAGCAAUUGGGUCCCCCGCUGCGUCUCGUGAUGCUGGGCUUGCCUGGCAGCGGGAGGCGUGAGGUGUCUGUCCGCCUGGCUGAGCGGUGGGGGCUCCCUCUGGUUUCUGUUGGGACGCUCUUGCGCACGCAUGCAGAGAAGUUCCCUCGGGGCGAAGCAGCAAGGGCCCUCAACUCCAAGACCUUGGCAAGCGACGAGCUCGUUGUGGAGUUGGUGUCUACCCAGCUGCAGCAGCAGCAACAGCAACAGCAGCAGCAGCAGUGUGGUGGCUGGAUCCUUGAUGGGUUUCCCCGCACCCGAGCCCAGGCCGUGGCGCUGUUGGAUAUGCGACUGUCACCUGACCGCUGCUGUUUGCUGCUUCCGGGGGAAGAAAGCGCGCGUUCUGCGGUGCGUGCAGCAGCAGCGGCAGCCGCAGCCGCAGCAACUGCCGCAGCAACAGCAGCAGCAGCAGCAACAGCUGCAGCAGCAGCGGACGGAAAUCCCCCAGCUGGAGUCUCGGGACCCUUCUUUCGCACGACCACCACUCAAGCCUCGGAGAGGCGCAACCGGUUGCUGGUCACAAGAGAGGCAGAUGCUUUCCUUCGUCAACUGCACACCAGUGGGGUGCUCGAGGUCUUGGGGCCGCUCGCAGAGACUGUCCCCGCUGAACAAGGUGCAGACAGUCUUAUCGAGACUAUUGAGGCAAGGUGCGGCCUGGACGGAGGCUCGAAGCUACGCCUGCACCCCCCGAAGCUUUGUAUUAUUGGGGGCUGUGCCAGCGGGAAGUCGACGCAGAGCCGUUUGCUCACCAAUCGCUUCGGUGUUGUGCAUGUGGACAUCCGCGACAUACUGCUGCAGAAGGCACACGAAGACGCUGCCUGCAAGGAGGCCCUCCUGGAGUUGGAGGCUGGCGUUGAGUGCUCGUCUGACGAGCUGCUAAUACAGCUGGUAGCGCAGCGGCUCGCUGCAGCAGAUUGCGCCCGCCGCGGUUGGGUCUUAGACGGAAUUCCGCAGACGGCUCGCCAGGCGCUGCUGCUGCGGCAGCACAAACUCACCCCGGAUUGCAUUGUGCUGCUCGAGGCCCCUGAGAAAUCCAUGGAGGCAGCUGUAGAGGUACAGACAGACAAAAGCCAACAACACAAAGACGCAGCUAGGCUAGUGGAACUGCGCAUCGCGCAGCUGGAGCGAUGGCUGCCAGAAAUCCGCGAGGCCUUCUCAGGAAAAAUUAUAUAUCUGCUGCUUCUUCCCCCGGUCUUCUCCGUAGAGGCCUUUCAGCUGUACGUACACCCUAACCCAGCCUGCUCUCUGCUCAGCAGCAGCAGCAGCAGCUGCAGCAGCAGACGCAGCGACUGCAGUAACAACAGAACCUCAGCAAGCAGAAAAUUCAUCUCUCCCACUCAUGCAGCAGCAGCAGUUGCAGCUGAUGCAGAUGGAGGAGCGGCAACAGAUUCUGGCGCAGCAGCAGCAACAUCUGCAGCAGCACCGGCAGCAGCAGCACCAGUGGAUGCUGCCCUCGUGAAGAAGUUGAGGCAGAUAACUGCAGCAGGUUAUGGGGCUUGCAUGCGGGCGCUGCAGCAAAGUGGGGGGGACUUGACGAAGGCAGUGCAGUGGCUGCGGCAGCAAGGGGCUGCGGACGCAGCAGCAGCAGCAGCUGCAGCUGCUGCUGCUGCUGGGGCAAGCAAUCCAGACAGCACUGACGCCCUCAACGAAGGGAUCGUUGCAGUAUGCCACUUAGCAGCACUACCACCAGCAGCAGCAACAACAGAUGCAGCAGCAGCAGCAGCAGAUGUAGAAAGGGUUGCUGCUGUGCAUGUUGCCUGCAACACCGACUUCGUUAGCCGCAGCGAUGUCUUUUGUGCAGCGGCAAGGCGGGCUGCUGCUGCCGCAUGCAACUCCCCCGAGUUUGCAGCAGCAGCAGGAGCAGCAGCGAGAUCGCGACAGCAGCAAGAGCUGCUGCUGCAGCAGCUCCUGGCGCUGCCUGCUUCCAGCGACUCCGUUUCCCUUGACGCAGCUUCAACAGCACCUGCAGCAGCAGCAGCACCUGCUGCAGGAGCAGCAGCAGCAGCAGGAUCAGCAGCAACUGUGGGAGAAGACUUGGCUUAUGUGUCUCGCUUGUUAGGGGAGAAAGUGCUGCUGAAGGGCCUGGCGCUGCGAGAGGCCCGCAGGGGGCUGGGGAUCGUCUGCUCCUACUGCCACCAACCUGUUGCUGCUGCUGCUGCACCGCUGGUGGUCCUGCUGCACCUCUCCUACACCCGCAGCCAGCAGCAGCAGCAGCAAAAAGAAGAAGAAGAACAGCAGCAAGACUUCGAGAAGAAGCUGCGGCACUGGGGGAAGCAGCUGUGCCUGCAUAUUGCAGCAGCCCGGCCAAUCGCAGUCAGAGUGGAGGACCUUCCCCCUGAGAUGGUGGCCCAAGAGCGGCAGUACGUCCUCAACAGCUUAAGCAGCAGCAGCAGCAGCAGCAGCAAGGGUAGCAGCAGCAACAGCAACAAGAACAGCAGCAGCAAGAACAGCAGCAGCAGCAAAGACAUGCCGGAGGCCCUGAAGCAAAAGAUUGUAGAGGGCAAAAUGAACAAAUGGUACAAGGAAACAGUCCUCUUGAAACAACCGUGGGCUUUAGAUGACAGCGGGCGGUCUACAGAGAAGGUGCUGAGGGAGACAGAGAGUCUCCUAAAGACAAAAAUAAACAUCGAGGGUUUUGAUGUGCUCCAGGUGAAGCCUCACACGUAG
Eimeria acervulina is the source of this 2970-nucleotide messenger RNA. RefSeq names its product elongation factor ts, putative. The transcript has 12 exons. Gene Ontology annotation, biological process: translational elongation; nucleobase-containing compound metabolic process. Gene Ontology annotation, molecular function: translation elongation factor activity; AMP kinase activity; protein binding. Bases 1 to 2970 code for a protein of 989 amino acids. The record is from RefSeq and is a predicted model, not a curated record. Lineage: Eukaryota; Apicomplexa; Conoidasida; Eucoccidiorida; Eimeriidae. Gene Ontology annotation, cellular component: cytoplasm.